AUGGCGGAGCCGCAGCAAGCAGGGAGAGAGGCUGAAGAGGACGAGGAGGCUGAGGUGGCGAGGGCGGCUGCACCUGCAAAGCGAAAAGCUGGUUGGUGGCCCCUUCAAAGCAGCUACGAGAACAUAUUGAAUGCGAUCAUCCGCCCGCCUCGGGCAGAGUACAAAGUGGAUCACAUGGGCCCGAAGAGCUUCCUGUUUGCUGGCCACAAGUUCCAGCGGCACGAUUUGCAAGUGCAAAACCCCCAAGGGCAUUUGCUGGAAUGCAGCUGGUGGAAGCCUAAAGAACCGCGGCUGAUCAGCCCCGAGCCGCUCCCCUGCGUGGUGUGCCUGCACGGCAACUCCUCCUGUCGAUUGGAAGCGCUGCAGCACGUCCGCUUAGUCCUGAUGCGGGGGAUCACACUUUUUGCCUUCGACUUUGCUGGAUGUGGCCAAUCUGAAGGUGACUACAUCACCCUGGGUUACCAUGAGAGAGAUGAUGUGCAGGAGGUGAUCAAGUACCUCAGGGAGACGGGUGAGGUCUCGACCAUCGCUUUAUGGGGCCGUUCCAUGGGGGCGGCUACCGCUCUACUGCAUGGGCACCGAGAUCCUAGUAUCGCCGCUUUGAUCUUGGAUAGCCCCUUCGCGAGCCUCGAAAUGGUGGUGCGCGAGCUCAUUGCGCGGAUGCCCAUCCGAUGCAAGCUGGGUUUCAUGGUGAAUGCUGCCAUGGGCAUGGUUCGCAGAUCGGUAAAGAAGCGUACUGGCAUGGACAUUUUGAAGCUCAAGCCGAUUGAGAAUGUGCAUACUUGCUUUAUUCCUUCCCUCUUCGUCGCCGGCGUGAAUGAUGAACUGAUUGAUCCGCACCAUACGCACGACAUCUACGACAUCUAUGCGGGAGACAAGAAUAUCGUCCUCAUUGAGGGCGAUCACAACUCUCAGAGGCCACAAUAUUUGGCUGAUGGGAUCUCCAUUUUCCUGUAUGAGCGUCUUUGCUUGCCGGCAGGCCUUGCCGGCGAGCUACCUGCACCAGAAGCUUCAAGAGGCUUUGAGGACAUCCGACCCGAAGAGGUGGACCUUGAAGGCCAAGAUGCUGAUGAGCUGGCCGUUCAAGAAGCAAUUCUGAUGUCGCUCAUGGGGCCAAUGGAUUUGAGCCAAGGCCUAGAGGGCCGCCCCGGCGCCGUGGCCUCGUCGCCCGCGGCGCGCGCCGCCGUUCCCGGCGAGCACGUAGACCUCAACCAGCUGGCAGACAUCAUUGGCGCCAAGGCGAAAGCCAAGUACCGGAAGACCCGGGAUUGCUUCCGUUGGUUGGACGAAGCCAAGACAGGCAUUGUCACCCGUACUGAGUGCAACCAGUUCAUGGAGGCCUUCGGCUAUCCUGCCUGCAUAGGAGAGCAAACCUACAACGCACUGCUGUUGCCUGGGCAGAAGGAGGUAGACUUCAGUACCUUCGUGCGUUUCUUCGGUCCUCAUAUCCAUCCAAGGUAUGAAGAGGUGGUGGAAUUGCGCGAGCAGCUGUGCCAGUCCCGUGCACCAUCACCUCGCAGCCCACCGCCCGAGCGGUCUGCACCGCGGGUCAGUUUGACCCGCAGCAUGUCGGCAACCAAAGGCCGGCCGCCCACACCAGGUAUGGUGGAGGAGGAUGUGUGGAGCGCUGCACCCACCUCAGCAGGCAGUGGGGCGGCCUCGAGUAGUGCCAGCGUCCCAAGCAAUCCAAGGUCCUUUACACCUCGACCUCUACCAUGCUCGCUUGCGCCGAGCGCUCCAGUCCCAGUCCCUCCCAGCACCCCAGCUGAUUCCAAGGAGGACACGCAGGCGCCACAUCGCCAUCGAAACGUGUGGGGCGCCACGUGGGAAACAUCAAUGUGGCGGUGA
Durusdinium trenchii is the source of this 1848-nucleotide messenger RNA. The record is from the annotation of a GenBank genome assembly. Lineage: Eukaryota; Dinophyceae; Suessiales; Symbiodiniaceae.